Messenger RNA from Mesorhabditis spiculigera, 1002 nucleotides. The record is from the annotation of a GenBank genome assembly. Lineage: Eukaryota; Metazoa; Nematoda; Chromadorea; Rhabditida; Rhabditidae.
AUGAUCGGCGUGACGUUUAAGACGAUCACGAACAUCCAGUUCAACCUCGACGUCGACCCGGCGCAGACGAUCGGUGAAUUGAAGAAGACGCUGGAAGAGACGAAGGGAGCCGACUACGCCGCUGACGUUACCAAGAUCAUCUACAAUGGAAAGAUCCUCGACGAUGGCGCAAAAUUCGAGGAAAUCGGCUAUGACCCGAAGAAGUUCAUCGUGCUGAUGGCUGUCAAGAAAAAGCUCCCGCCGCCUACUUCCUCCGAGGCCACCUCCACCACGCAGACCCAGCCAGCCACCGCCGAGGCCCACACCGACUCCCAGCAGAAUGCCCCAGCCGUUGCCACGCCUUCGGUUGCUGCACCGGCCGCUGCUCCGGCUGCUGAGGAACCGGAAGCCCUCACCCCCGAGCAGCUCACCCAAGUUGAAGCCGUGAUGGGUAUGGGCUAUCCGAGGGAUCAAGUCACUGCUGCCCUUCGCGCCGCCUAUUGGAAUCCCGACCGAGCCGUCGAGUACCUCAUCACCGGCAUUCCCGACGACAUGUUGGCAAACGCCGCCGCUGUCGACGAGUAUUUGCAAGAAGGUGAAGAAGGUGACAUGGAUCCGCUCGACUACAUCGCCGCCCUGCCGCAGUUUGACGAGAUCCGCGCCAUGAUCAGGCAGAACCCGCAGAUGCUCGGCCAGUUUAUUCAGCAGUUCGCCCAAGCCAACCCCGAGGCCGCGCAAGCCAUCCAGGCCAACCCGAACGCCUUCCUGCAGUUGCUCAACGGCGAGCGAGGAGCAGCUGAAGGUGGACAGGAGCGGCCCGCUCAAGGAGGACGUGGCCCCCUCCCGCCAAAUUCGACCGUCAUCACGAUGUCUCAGGAAGAGGUGGCCGCCGUUCAGCGUCUGAAGAACAUGGGUUUCCCGGAGCCGCUCUGCAUCGAGGCGUUCAUCGCGUGCGACAAGAAUGAAGAACAGGCCGUCAACUACAUCCUCGGCCGCAUGGAAGAGGAUUAUCGCGAGGAGCCA